AUGGCACUUGUCCGUCUCGCCACCUUUACUUCCGUCCUCGGGCUUGCCGGAUCAGCCUGGUCCCUGGAUGAUCCUGUCCACUUUGGCGGCAACGUCGAGAUCUUGGCGUCAGAGUGCGUCCCCAGCACCACCACAGAGACAGUCGUUUCGACCCUCGCGGUGACUGUGACAGUCUCGGUAGUUGACAACGCGUAUGGCGAUUUGGAAUCGUCCACUCCAGAACCAAGCACUCUCCCACCUCUCACGCUCACGAAUACAAACACUCUGACAACCACGACCUUUCGUACGCAGACUGCGUACUCUGGUCUUGCCAGUACUUCGGACUGCAUCACGGUGACCGUAACGAGUAAGUUUCCUGCCUACAAGCAGGAAGUUGAGAUGUUGACACUGACCAACCAAAUUCCCUUCGUUCAUCUGCAGGCCCCUGGAGCAACUCUAGCUCCCCUCACGGCACCGGCAUCUCCCUGA
Molecule: messenger RNA, 468 nt
Organism: Microdochium trichocladiopsis
Lineage: Eukaryota; Fungi; Ascomycota; Sordariomycetes; Xylariales; Microdochiaceae
Exons: 1
Coding region: 1-468 (155 amino acids)
Source: RefSeq, a predicted model, not a curated record